This is a messenger RNA of Tachysurus vachellii, 737 nucleotides long. RefSeq names its product growth arrest and DNA-damage-inducible, gamma a (gene gadd45ga). The transcript has 4 exons. Gene Ontology annotation, cellular component: nucleus; cytoplasm. Bases 75 to 557 code for a protein of 160 amino acids. Gene Ontology annotation, biological process: regulation of cell cycle. Lineage: Eukaryota; Metazoa; Chordata; Actinopteri; Siluriformes; Bagridae. The record is from RefSeq and is a predicted model, not a curated record.
ACACACUCUUACACACUCCACACACUCCUCCACAACACCCUAUAGCGGAUUAUACACAGAGCUGAUCUUUAAACAUGACUUUUGAGGAGAUUUGUCAAGACAACAGCACCGAAACAAGCGACAGAGUGCGCAUGCGCAGUGCAGGUCGGGUUCUGGAGGAGGUCUUGGUUUCGUCCAAACAGCAGGACAGACUAACAGUAGGAGUGUAUGAGUCUGCAAAAGUCAUGAACAUUGACCCAGACAGUGUGGUUCUAUGUGUCCUUGCCUCAGGUGAACAGUAUGAGUGGGAUGUGGCGCUGCAGAUCCACUUCACCCUCAUCCAGUCUUUCUGCUUCGACAAUAACAUCAACAUCGUCCACGUGAACGACAUCGAGCGGCUCGCACACACUGUCAGUGACACAGGCACGAGCGAUAACGGAGACACUCACUGCGUGUUGGUCACUAGACCGAGUGAGGCGGCUUGGAAGGACACGGGUCUGGAGAAGCUCACUGUGUUCUGUGAGGAGCGGAGAAGUGUGUAUGAGUGGGUUCCUACUGUCACACUCCCUGAACGAUGAAGUGCACCAGCUGGCUGUGUUCGAAUUUCACCAACCACCUAACAGGACGAGUGUCCUAUGCGUGAGUCCGUCCAGCUGACAGGAGUUUAAUCUGGACCGAGCCGGAGCUGUGUGUGUGUCCGUCCGUGUGUCCGUCCGUGUGUCCGUCCGUGUGUCCGUCAGUGUGUCCGUCCGUGUGUC